Juglans microcarpa x Juglans regia is the source of this 2037-nucleotide messenger RNA. Its product is annotated as protein FAR1-RELATED SEQUENCE 5-like. The record is from RefSeq and is a predicted model, not a curated record. Gene Ontology annotation, biological process: regulation of DNA-templated transcription. NCBI's taxonomy places the organism in Eukaryota, Viridiplantae, Streptophyta, Magnoliopsida, Fagales, Juglandaceae. The transcript is spliced from 7 exons. The coding region runs from base 1 to 2037 and encodes 678 amino acids.
AUGGAUUUUGAUAUGGAACAUGUAGAUAAUGAGUAUGACGAGGUAGAAGUUGAUGAUGAGCAAGAAUGUGCUGAAAUAGUCGAUGAACCUAAGGUCGGAAUGACAUUUUCAUCUGCAAAAGAAGUUUUGUCUUACUAUAUGAAAUAUGGCACAUCAAAGAGUAAGGCUGCUAAUGUUCUGAAGCCAAGAAAAACGGAGAAAAUAGGGUGUAUGGCCAGGAUUAAUGUGACGAUGAAUGAUGAAUGUGUAUAUACCCUGACUAAAGUAAACUUGGAGCACACACACAUUUGUAGUCCAGGAAAGGCAAGACAUUUCAAAUGUUUUAAGAAGGUUGAUGCUCGUGUAGCUAAAAGACUUGAAAUAAAUGACGAGGCAGGAAUACGAAUGUCAAAGAAUUUCAAGUCUCUAGUUGUUGAGGCGGGGGGUUACGAUAAACUAUCAUUUGGGGAGGAGUUUCGAAAUUAUAUUGACAAAGCAAGACAACUUCGUCUUGGGGUUGGAGGCGUUGAAGCUCUAUGUAACUACUUCCAAGAAAUGCAAAAAAAAAAAAAAAAUCCAGAUUUUUAUUUUUCCAUAGACGUGGACCAUGAUAUGAGAUUAAAGAAUGUGUUUUGGGCAGACGCCAGAAGUAGAGCUAUGUAUGAAUCAUUUGGAGAUGUGAUUACAUUUGACACAACAUACCUGACUAAUGCCUACAAGAUGCCCUUUGCACCGUUUGUGGGUGUGAAUCACCAUGGUCAGUCAAUCCUAUUCGGGUGCGGAUUGAUAUCUAAUGAGGAUGCACAUACCUUUGAGUGGUUGUUUAAGUCAUGGUUGAAGUGUAUGAAGGACCAACCACCAAGUGCAAUCAUCACAGACCAAGACAAGGCAAUGCAAAUUGCAAUUGCUAGAGUGUUUCCAGCGUCUAGGCAUCGCUUUUGCUUGUGGCACAUAAUGAAAAAACUUCCUGAGAAGUUUGGGUCACAUGCUCAAUAUGAUGAGAUUAAGAGUGCAUUACAGAAAUGCGUGUAUGACUCUUUAAGUGAGCAUGAAUUUGAAGAACGUUGGUUUGAUUUCCUCGACAUGUAUGAUUUGCAUGAGAAUGCAUGGUUGGGAUCACUAUAUAGUGACCGACAUUUUUGGGUGCCGGCCUACGUUAGAGACACAUUUUGGGCUGGAAUGUCAACUACACAACGGAGUGAAGGCAUGAAUGCAUUUUUCGAUGACUACGUUAACUCAAAGACCACUCUAAAGCAAUUUGUUGAUCAGUACGAUUCAACUCUUAGGAGGAAGGUGGAGAAUGAAGCCAUUGCCGAUUUCAAUUCAUUUAAUACUGUGAUUCCUUGCGUCAGUCACUAUCCUCUUGAGGAGCAGUUUCAAAAAGUAUACACAAUUGCCAAGUUCAAAGAAGUACAAGAUGAAUUUCGAGGAUUUCUAUAUUUGACUACCUCGUAUUUGGGAUGCAUGGAUGGAAGAUACACGUAUGUAGUAGCCGAUGAGGUUCGAGCUGAGAGCAGCUGUGUGAAAUUAAUCAGCCAAAUAGAGCAGUUGAAGCUAGAGUACCCUGGCACCAAUUCUCAGUGUGGUAGCGAACCAGUUGAUCCACAUACUUCCAUGGAGGGCAGGAAAAGUGCAGUUCUUAGUCCAUUGGUAGUUCGAAGUAAGGGAAGACCACCAUCAAGGAGAAAAGCCCACCCUGUUGAGAAGGUUCUUAAGAAAGUGAGUACAAAAAGGAGAUUGCAAUGUGACCCUGUUGAGGUUCUUGGAGAGCAGAGUAGUCAAAUAGCAGAUCAAUGCAAUGUGAGCGGCACACAAUAUGUAUCUCCUCAAACCCAGGAUAUAACAAAUCAAGUUUGGACACAUGCACCGGAAUUUUUUUCUACUCCUUUGACUGCUCCUCCUUCGCAAUAUACACACGGACAAGUAUACAUAACGGAUUAUUUAGGAAUUGGAGCGACUGCUGCUCAUUCUCAGAUAUAUACAACAGAUUAUUUGGGUAUUGGAGCGACUGCUCCUCUAGUGCAGGAUGAUUAUCAGGACAAGUAUAAAUGGUGGUGA